Molecule: messenger RNA, 1062 nt
Organism: Penicillium soppii
Lineage: Eukaryota; Fungi; Ascomycota; Eurotiomycetes; Eurotiales; Aspergillaceae
Exons: 4
Coding region: 1-1062 (353 amino acids)
Biological process (GO): tricarboxylic acid cycle
Cellular component (GO): oxoglutarate dehydrogenase complex
Molecular function (GO): dihydrolipoyllysine-residue succinyltransferase activity
Source: RefSeq, a predicted model, not a curated record
AUGGCAGAAUCUAUCACGGAGGGAACUCUGAGUCAAUUUAGCAAAAACAUUGGAGACUUUAUUGAAAUAGACGAGGAGCUGGCGACAAUUGAGACUGAUAAGAUUGACGUCUCUGUGAACGCGACACAGGCUGGAAUUGUAGAGCAACUGCUCGUUGCCGAGGGGGAUGUUGUUACUGUCGAUCAAGUAAUCGCAGAGAUUCAACUUGCAGAAAGGCAACCUAAACCUCAGGCUAAAUUGGAAAAUGCAGGGUUGUCUCAUGCAAAGUUCGAUUCGCAACAACAACAGCAAUCAACGCAAGAAACUCAAAGCUCGACUGUAUCGCAUACGACAGAGGAAGCACCGUUUGGUUCUCCCAAGCAGUGGGCCAAGGAAGUUAAGAUGAGCCGAAUCCGCCAGCGCACCGCACAACGCCUCAAAGAAUCCCAGAACACUGCUGCAUUUCUUACUACAUUCAACGAGGUGGAUAUGUCCCGUCUAAUAGAAUUCCGGAAAAAGAACAAAGACGCAGUCUUUGAGAAGCACGGAUUAAAGCUCGGUUUUAUGGGAUCUAUGGCCCGGGCAUCGGCAUUGGCCUUGAAAGAGAUACCUGCGGUUAAUGCAUCGAUUGAAAACGACGACACGAUAGUUUAUCGCAGCUAUGUUGAUUUGAGCGUUGCAGCAUCUAUCACCAAGGGGCUUGUCACCCCUGUGCUUCGCAAUAUUGAGUCAAUGAGUAUCCUACAAAUCGAAAAGGGUAUCUCCGAGCUGGUCAAGAAGGCCCGAGAUGGGAAGUUGACGAUGGAUGACUUGAAUGGAGGAAGCUUCACAAUUAGCAACAGUGGUAUAUGGGGGUCGUUGUUUGACACGCCGAUCAUAAACCUGCCCCAGACUGCGGUUUUGGGAACCUAUGGUAUCCAAGAACGACCAGUUGCCGUAAAAGGGCAGGUUGUAAUUCGUCCAAUGAUGUACAUUGCUUUGACAUAUGACCAUCGGAUCAUCGACGGGCGCGAGGCAGUAAAAUUCUUGGUUCUUAUCAAGAAGUACUUAGAGGAUCCGCAAACGAUGAUGCUGGAAAUUUGA